CAAUGUCAUUGUCAUGUUUCAUCUGUCGCUUGUAGUUUUUGCGUGUUUUUACGAAAAUUUUAUAAAAUUUUCAGGUGGUUUUCAGUUAUAUACAGCGAAGGAUUUUCAAUAACUAUACCCGCAGAUAAUUCCUCAAUCCACCAUGUCCGAAGAACAAGCCAAAUCUUCGGGCGUCAUCCCUUCCAAUGAGGAAAUCAUAGAUGAGAUCACCAAAGACUUGAAAUCCUCGGCUAUUUCUGCGGAAAACCCUGAAGAGUUUGUUAUUAACCCUGGCACAAGUCAAGAAGAUCUUCCAUCGAAAUCCGGAGACUCUCAAAAAACAGACAUUCCAGACUGGGUCGCCGGUGACCUGGACAAAGAUGAGAAAGAGACAUCAGAAGACGACACCAAAGAGUCGGAUGACAUAGACGAGGAAGGCCUUAGAGCCGCCGAGCUCGCCCUCACUGAUGACCAGAAAGCGGAGAGGAAGAUAAUUGCUGAGGAGCUGAAGGUUGCUGGCAACUUGGCGUUUAAAGAUGGAGAUUACGAAAGGAGCAUAGAGAAAUACACAGAAGGUUUAAUAACUUGUCCCCUACAAUUCACACAGCAGAGAUCCAUUCUCUAUUGCAACAGAAGUGCGGCCAAAAUGAAGUUAACUAAAUACAGUGAUGCUGUGAAAGAUUGUUCUAAAGCUAUUGAACUAGAUGAUAAAUAUGUCAAGGCGUAUAUAAGACGAGCGCAAAGCUACGAAGCUUCGGACAAACUCGACGAGGCGUUAGCAGACUGGCAGAAGAUCCUCGAGUUCGACCCGUCGCAUAAGGACGCCAAAGUAGCCACAAUAAGGCUACCACCAUUGAUCGAAGAACGAAAUGAAAAACUCAAAACGGAGAUGAUGGGCAAACUUAAAGACUUGGGCAACAUGAUACUGAAGCCGUUUGGGCUGUCUACGGAGAACUUUAAACUAGAGCAGGACCCUGAGAGUAAAGGUUACAAGAUAAACUUCCAGCAGUGAUUGUUUUAGGGACUAUUGUAUAUUAUGAAAAGUUGAUGGUGAAAAAAAAAUUGGGGGCUGACAAUUAUAGCUUUGCAACAGGUUUAAGAUUGGAGUUUUUUUUUUCAUUAUGUUAUCAAUAAAUUAAUGAAGAAAACAUGUCAGUCACAGAAAUCGCAAUAGUUAACUUUUUUAGUGUAGGCACUAUUUCUGUUGCAUAGUUUGCCAGCCUGUUCGCAUGAAGAUAUCAAAAUAUCUCAACAAUGGCUACACUAUCUUGAUGGCAUUUAUCUACGCAUAGUUAUACAAGGUGGAAUUUUAUCAGUAGACAUUCAAUAAAUGUAUGUAUUAUGGGAACAUUGUGCUCGGAGUUCAGCCGCCCUACUCUUGUAAGGCAAUGUAUUGCGCCUGUCU
Molecule: messenger RNA, 1384 nt
Organism: Plutella xylostella (diamondback moth)
Lineage: Eukaryota; Metazoa; Arthropoda; Insecta; Lepidoptera; Plutellidae
Product: tetratricopeptide repeat protein 1
Molecular function (GO): protein binding
Source: RefSeq, a predicted model, not a curated record